Molecule: messenger RNA, 655 nt
Organism: Stegodyphus dumicola
Lineage: Eukaryota; Metazoa; Arthropoda; Arachnida; Araneae; Eresidae
Product: acid-sensing ion channel 3-like
Biological process (GO): sodium ion transmembrane transport
Cellular component (GO): plasma membrane
Molecular function (GO): ligand-gated sodium channel activity
Source: RefSeq, a predicted model, not a curated record
GAAUGGAUGGAAAAAAUUUACGAAGAAAAAGAGGAUCAUAAGCUUGAAGAAUGUACUUCGAAAUGCAAGGAAGAUUGUGAGAAAUUUAAAUAUACUUAUCAUUUUCAAGAAAGAUACGAAAGAGAUAAGCCAAAUGAAACCAUGGAAGAGUCUGGCCUCAUCUCCGUACAAAUCUAUCUAGAUGUCUCGGAAGUCAUUCGCUAUCAGCACAGACCGCAAUACAGGUUAUCCAGAGGGCAUGAAGCUUCUGAGAAAACUUGCAGGGACUCGACUUCCUCUCCCUGAUGUACCAGAAUUCUGUGCAGCUGAUGUUGCCUUGAUUUUAUUGGCAGGCCCAGUUACAGAUUUAAACGGGCUUGGUCCAACAUCUGCAAGGGAACCACGUUCUGCUGAAUCCGAUGCGACUCUUUUGCCAUUCAAAUUGCCAGACGCUUGACCACUAUAUCCUCCAAUAUUUCCGGAUGCCUGGUGGCUCAUUCCUCCCUGAUUGUCAGAAGAGUCACUUCCAGAUGCAAUUGCAGUCAUUGCAAAAAUAACAAUUACUGCUACUUUCAUUUUUAGCAAACGUUGGAUUCCUAAAAAUAUGUUGUUGCUUUAUAAAAUUGUAAUAAUAAUAAGAAUUAAUAAACAUUUAUUACUAAAUCUUAGAAGUUUU